Molecule: messenger RNA, 1250 nt
Organism: Danio aesculapii
Lineage: Eukaryota; Metazoa; Chordata; Actinopteri; Cypriniformes; Danionidae
Gene: trmt10b
Product: tRNA methyltransferase 10B
Exons: 8
Coding region: 251-1183 (310 amino acids)
Biological process (GO): tRNA N1-guanine methylation
Cellular component (GO): nucleus; nucleoplasm
Molecular function (GO): tRNA binding
Source: RefSeq, a predicted model, not a curated record
UACCGACUUCCCAAAACACUUGCUGUUGCUGGUUUUCGUGUUGUUUACGAUCCUUUAUUUGUGUUACUUAACAUACAAUUGCAUUUUUGUGGUUUAUCAGUUACUCGUCGCUUUCGCGGAGACCUUCAGAAGUGUAAAAACACCGUACUUUCACUUUACCAGUCUCGUAAUGUCUGUCAUGACAGAAAUAUAAUGAAUUUUCGUUGUUCUCGGCAGAAUAUACGGUCUUUUAUUUUCAGACAUCCAACAGAUGGAGGAAGAGCUUCAUGUAAGCAGCUGUUCUGCAGACAAUGGGUUUACUAUAGUAAACGAGGCUCCGGUAGCGGAUUUACUGGAGUUUCUGCACAUUGACGUGGAGCUCGAGCACGCGCGUGACGACAGAGAAGAGACCGCGCGCUCGAAAAAUGUGAUGCGGAAACAGCGUAACUGGGAGAGAAGACUGGAGGUGAAAAAAAGCAAAAGGAAAGAGGAGAAACUGCGAAAGAAGCUCAACAGACAAGAUAAAGAUGUGAAUGAUGUGCAGCUCAGUAAACGCGUCAUUAAAGCCAGCGCCAAAGAGAGACUGGAGGAGGCGCGAGCAGCAGGACUGCGUCUGUGUGUCGACCUCAGCAUGACUGAACAUCUCACACACAAGGAAAUCAGUCGUCUUGCGGCUCAGAUCAGACGCCUCUAUGGAUCCAAUAAAAAGGCCUUACAGCCGUUCCACAUUUUCCUGACGGAGCUACAAGAGGACAGUCUGCUGUAUAAGGAGUGUGUUCGGAUGAAUGACGGCUUCAUGCAUUAUUUGAUUGAUGUGACGGAGGAAAGCUGGUUUCAUCUGUUCCCCUCUGAAGAUGUGAUCUAUUUAACUCCGGACGCAAGCGAAGCUCUAGAAAGCGUGGAGGAAGAUAAAAUCUACAUCCUCGGAGGUUUAGUGGAUGAAACCAUUCAAAAGAAAAUAAGCUACACGAAGGCCAAAGACCUCGGUGUUCGUACAGCACGGCUGCCUAUUGAUGAGUACAUGGUGAAGAAAGAAAACCCCAAAAACUUCCACUCCAAAAUCCUGGCCAUCAACCAAGUGUUUGAUGUCCUCCUGACGUAUCGGGACACCAGAGAUUGGACUAAAGCUCUUAUGGCAGGAAUCCCUCCUGGAAAAGGAUUUGUUAUAGCAUCGGCAGCGUCUAAACCUCUGGAAGAGACGUAGACAUUCACAGGCUGUCAUUUCACAGCGUUUAUCAGUAUAUAUUAACAGUCAGUGUGUGUGUAUGUGU